AGUCACCAAAUUCGUUUUUUCAUGUCAACAACGGAAGGCACCAUCCAAUGGUCCUGCGUGCCAUUCCGCGAGCUAUCCGUGCACACGUUGUACGACGCAAUGCAGCUCCGCUCUCGAGUGUUCGUUGUGGAACAGAAGUGUAUCUGGGUUGAAGUCGACGGGUACGACAAAGGUUGCUGGCAUGUGGUCGGCACAGCUCCCGACGGCACCAUCGCUGCGUACGCCCGCCUCGUGGCGCCGUUGCUCAAGGGUCCACACCAGAAACGACCAAUCAUCAGUCGUGUCGUGGUGCCGCCAGAAGCGCGAGGCACGGGCAGAGGUCGCGUCCUCAUGCUGAAGGCCAUGGACGAAUGCCACAAGCUGUGGCCUACGCAUGGCAUCGAAAUUGGAGCGCAACAGCGAUUGGAAGAGUUUUACGCGAGUUUGGGCUUCAAGGCAGUGUCCGAGCCGUACGAUGAGGACGGUAUCUUGCAUGUUGAUAUGCACCACGAUUAUGUGAAAAGCACAGUGACUGCCUUGUAAUGACCAAGUACUACACAUGUAUAUGACCUCUGCCUAAAACCAUCCAAAUUGAAGGUGCUACACAGUCUUGUCCUAAGUGUGG
Aphanomyces astaci is the source of this 604-nucleotide messenger RNA. RefSeq lists its product as hypothetical. NCBI's taxonomy places the organism in Eukaryota, Oomycota, Saprolegniomycetes, Saprolegniales, Verrucalvaceae. Gene Ontology annotation, molecular function: acyltransferase activity, transferring groups other than amino-acyl groups. Bases 22 to 522 code for a protein of 166 amino acids. The record is from RefSeq and is a predicted model, not a curated record. The transcript has a single exon.